Gasterosteus aculeatus aculeatus (three-spined stickleback) is the source of this 1916-nucleotide messenger RNA. RefSeq names its product tryptophan hydroxylase 1 (tryptophan 5-monooxygenase) a (gene tph1a). Gene Ontology annotation, cellular component: neuron projection. Lineage: Eukaryota; Metazoa; Chordata; Actinopteri; Perciformes; Gasterosteidae. Gene Ontology annotation, molecular function: iron ion binding; tryptophan 5-monooxygenase activity. Gene Ontology annotation, biological process: serotonin biosynthetic process; aromatic amino acid metabolic process. The record is from RefSeq and is a predicted model, not a curated record.
GUCGUCUUUAACAUGUACUCAAACAAAAACGAAGGACCACGUCGAGGAAGAUCUUUUGACUCCAUGAACAUUGGCUACGAAGAAAAACUGCUGAACAAUGAGUAAGGCGAUUCUUUGAGACACAGACGUGUUCAUCUUCGUUAAACCGAGACGCGAGGAGUUGACCCUGCGGAGCGUGUUGAUCCACUCUCCGUGCGAAUGCUCUCAGGGAUGCUACCGACAAGAGUCAACCGAAAAGUGAUCUGCCACGCCGUCUACUCGGUGCUCGAGGGGCGGAAUAUGAUAAACAAAUCGACCUUCACAAAAAUUGAAGAAAACACUGAAAAAAAGAAUACAUCAGAGAAGGGACGAGCGACCAUUAUCUUUUCCCUCAAGAAUGAAGUGGGAGGACUAGUUAAGGCGCUCAAACUCUUCCAGGAAAACCAGGUGAACCUCGUUCACAUAGAGUCCAGAAAAUCCAAACGACGCAACUCUGAGUUUGAAAUCUUUGUGGACUGCGACAGCAACCACGAACAACUGAACGAAAUAAUCCAGCUGCUCAGAAAGCAUGUGAACGUGGUGGAUAUGGACCCUCCAGAUAACUCCUGUCUAGACGAGGAAGAAAUGUAUAAUGUACCCUGGUUCCCAAAGAAGAUUUCAGACUUGGACAAGUGUGCCAACCGUGUCCUGAUGUACGGCUCUGAGUUGGACGCCGAUCACCCGGGUUUCAAGGACAACGUCUACCGCAAAAGGCGAAAGUACUUUGCUGAUCUCGCCAUGGCCUUUAAGCACGGGGAUCCCAUUCCUCGUAUUGAGUUCACCGAGGAAGAAUUGAAGACUUGGGGAGUCGUGUACAGGGAGCUCAACAAGUUGUACCCCACCCACGCCUGCCGUGAAUACUUGAAGAACCUGCCGCUGUUGUCCAAAUACUGUGAAUUUCGGGAGGACAACAUCCCUCAGCUGGAAGACGUAUCACGCUUCCUCAAGGAGCGGACCGGAUUCACCAUCAGGCCGGUGGCUGGAUAUCUGUCCCCCCGGGACUUCCUGGCUGGUUUGGCCUUCCGGGUUUUCCAUUGUACUCAGUAUGUGCGACACAGCUCCGACCCCUUAUACACCCCGGAGCCGGACACGUGCCACGAGUUGCUGGGUCACGUCCCACUUCUGGCAGAGCCCAGCUUCGCCCAGUUUUCACAGGAGAUCGGUCUCGCAUCGCUCGGGGCGUCAGACGACUCGGUUCAGAAACUUGCCACAUGCUAUUUCUUCACGGUGGAGUUUGGCCUGUGCAAGCAAGAAGGGCAGCUGCGAGCAUAUGGAGCAGGACUGCUGUCCUCUAUCAGCGAGCUGAAGCAUGCGCUAUCCGGCAAUGCAAGGAUAAUGCCCUUUGACCCCAAAGUUACAUCCAAGCAAGAGUGCAUCAUCACAACAUUUCAGGAUGUGUACUUUGUGUCAAACAGCUUUGAGGAGGCCAAAGUCAAGAUGAGGGAGUUCGCCAAGACCAUCAAGCGUCCCUUCACAGUCCGAUACAACCCUUACACCCAGAGUGUGGACGUGCUAAAAGACACCCCCAGCAUCAACAGCGUGGUGGAGGAGCUUCGCCACGAGCUCGACAUUGUCGGCGACGCCCUCAGCCGGCUGAACAAGCAGCUGGGCAUCUGACCGCCCGCGUUCAAGUUCAAGUUAUCCAUUAGUUGAAGUUAUUCCCCCCCCCCCCCCCCGCUGUAGAGAUACUGCUUGUGUAUCGCCCUUCGUCAGUACAAUGAAUGUUCUUUUGUUAAAACGCUGCUUUGUCCCCACUGCGAGGUGUAUUGCUUGUACAAUUUACAGAGGCGCGCUUCAUGUUCAUGUGUGCGUAAGUUGCAGAAACCCGAGGAGUCGCUGAACGCGAGACGCCGUUUCGGUUUCGGUUCACUUUUCUUUGCUCAGUCGGCUUCUGAAUC